Emys orbicularis (European pond turtle) is the source of this 972-nucleotide messenger RNA. Its product is annotated as olfactory receptor 52P1-like. Gene Ontology annotation, molecular function: olfactory receptor activity; G protein-coupled receptor activity. The record is from RefSeq and is a predicted model, not a curated record. The coding region runs from base 1 to 972 and encodes 323 amino acids. Gene Ontology annotation, cellular component: plasma membrane. NCBI's taxonomy places the organism in Eukaryota, Metazoa, Chordata, Testudines, Emydidae. Gene Ontology annotation, biological process: G protein-coupled receptor signaling pathway. The transcript has a single exon.
AUGGCAGAUUUCAACUUCACCCCCUACGACUCUUCAAUAUUAAUCCUAACUGGCAUCCCUAACCUGGAAGAUGCCCACAUCUGGAUUUCCAUCCCUUUCUUUAUGGUCUACAUUAUGGCCCUGUUGGGAAAUAUCACAGUUCUGUUUGUUGUAGGCAAAGAGCAGACCCUGCACAAGCCGAUGUAUCUGCUGCUCUGCAUGCUGGCACUCGCAGACAUUGGCACAUCUACCUCCUUCGUGCCAAAGGCACUGUGUAUAUUUUGGUUUAAUUUGACAAGCAUUACUGUGAAGGGUUGCCUCACCCAGAUGUUCUUCUUUCAUGCAUUUUCUACAAUGCACUCAGCUGUCCUAGUGACAAUGGCCUUUGAUCGCUACGUUGCCAUAUGUAACCCUCUGAGAUAUACCACCAUCCUCACCAACGCACGAAUAGCUAAGCUAGGGCUACUUGGUAUGAUAAGAGCUGUUCUCUUCAUCCUGCCUAUGCCCUUGCUUGUGAGCAGGCAGCCAUUGUGUGCCAACCGCAUUAUCCCCCACACAUACUGUGACCACAUAGCUGUGGCAAAGAUUUUGUGUGGGGACAUCACAGGCAGCAGAAUGUAUGGCUUGGUGUUGGCGUUUUUAAUCAUUGGGUUCGACGUGACGCUCAUUGGCUUGUCCUAUGGUCUGAUCAUCAGGACUGUCCUCAGACUCUCCUCCCAGGAAGCCAACCAGAAAGCCCUCAACACCUGCACAGCCCACAUCUGUGCGCUACUGAUGGCUUAUCCUGUUGGACUCUUCUCCACACUGGCACACCGGUUUGGUCAGGACAUGGCUCUGCAUGUUCACAUAAUCUUGUCCAACCUCCAUUACCUCAUUCCCCCCAUGCUCAACCCUAUCAUUUAUGGGGUCAAAACCAAAGAGCUUCGUGACAAAGUGGUCAAAAACAUUUGCAGAAUGCACUCACCACAUGCUACUGACUUUAAACCUGAGUGA